This is a messenger RNA of Trypanosoma grayi, 840 nucleotides long. Its product is annotated as kinase. Gene Ontology annotation, molecular function: ATP binding; protein kinase activity. Lineage: Eukaryota; Euglenozoa; Kinetoplastea; Trypanosomatida; Trypanosomatidae. Gene Ontology annotation, biological process: protein phosphorylation. The coding region runs from base 1 to 840 and encodes 279 amino acids. The transcript has a single exon. The record is from RefSeq and is a predicted model, not a curated record.
AUGAACAGGGGCGAGCGGUAUCAACGGGUGUCGCGACUCGGACGUGGCGGCUUUGGCACCGUCUACAAGUGCAUCAACCUCGAGACUGGCCAGCUCGUUGCUGUGAAGGAGGUGCGGCUCGCCGCGGAGCCCGAUGGCAACAGCGCGGAAGAGUUGCGCUCUGAGUUCGAGCUCCUCUCGCGCGUGGAGCAUCCGAAUAUCAUCCGCCUCCUUGGGCACCGUGUUGGGCGGCGACACGCGCGCCUUUUUCUGGAGUGGGCCGCCGGCGGCUCGCUGUACGACAUGAUGAAACACAUCGGCGCGUUGUCCUCCGGCCUGCAGGAGGACCUCGUGCGCUCCUACGUGCAGCAGAUACUGGCGGCGCUGCAGUGCCUGCACGAGCACGGCAUCAUCCACCGUGACCUCAAGCCGCAGAACGUGCUGGUUGACCACGCGGGCGUGCUGCGCGUGACGGACUUCGGCCUCAGCCGCCUCCUCAGCGACGAGGCGUCCGUUAUCGAGACGGUCAUCGCAGGCACGCCUCGGUACAUGGCGCCGGAGACCAUCCGCGCUGGCCGCUUCUCGUGUGGCAGCGAUCUCUGGGCAGUGGGCGCCACCAUGUCGGAGCUCCUCACCGGGAGGACGCCGUGGUCGCACCUGCAGCCGCCCCACGUGCAGCAGAUGCCGUCGCUGCUGCACCACAUCUCCAAUCAUCCGGAUGAGCACCCCGUCAUACCAGAACACAUUAGUGACGCGGCGAAGGAGUUCAUGAUGCAGUGCUUCCGACCCGAACCGAGGGAACGCGGCACUGCGGCGAGCCUGCUGCAGCACACCUUCCUGAAGCGAGAGAAGAAGGAAUGA